Messenger RNA from Hyaloscypha bicolor E, 387 nucleotides. RefSeq lists its product as uncharacterized. The transcript has a single exon. NCBI's taxonomy places the organism in Eukaryota, Fungi, Ascomycota, Leotiomycetes, Helotiales, Hyaloscyphaceae. The record is from RefSeq and is a predicted model, not a curated record. The annotation marks the transcript as partial.
UAUCUUUAUGAGCCCCUCAAGAGCACAAAAGAGAUCAGGCUGCUCACAUUGUUCCCUGGCGCUUUUCUUGAUCCAAUACGAACCUCGUUGUCUACUUUUGAUAUCGAGGCUGGAACCCCACACUACGAAGCUUUGACAUACACUUGGGGGGAUCCAUCUUUGAGGCAUGUAAUUUCGCUCCAUGGCCAUGAAUUUGAGAUAACCGCUUCACUGUACGAGGCCUUAAAACACCUUCGUUUGAUCGACAAGAAACGAAUCAUAUGGGUCGACGCUAUCUGCAUCAACAUGAACAACCUCGCAGAACAUAGUAAUCAGGUUAUGAUGAUGAGAGACAUAUAUCCUCGCGCAUUACGCGUCCUCGUGUGGCUCGGUAUUGCAAGCGAGAAC